This is a messenger RNA of Neltuma alba, 2253 nucleotides long. RefSeq names its product receptor-like cytosolic serine/threonine-protein kinase RBK1. NCBI's taxonomy places the organism in Eukaryota, Viridiplantae, Streptophyta, Magnoliopsida, Fabales, Fabaceae. Gene Ontology annotation, molecular function: protein kinase activity; ATP binding. The transcript has 8 exons. Gene Ontology annotation, biological process: protein phosphorylation. The record is from RefSeq and is a predicted model, not a curated record. Bases 423 to 1790 code for a protein of 455 amino acids.
GGCCUUGUCCCAAGAAUAACCACCGCUCGAACAUAAUCCUAUUUUUAAAGCCUUCUCGUCCCUUAUCCAUUACGAGUUCUCUCAUCUGACUCUCUCUGUCUGUCCGUCUGUGUCUCUCAGACCGUCACCAAUUUCAGAGAAGGCAUCAUUCAAUUAUCAUAUUGGUGAUCGGUGAUCCUUCUUGAAAAUUGCAGGUCUGGGCACCACUUAUUUUAACUUCGCAGGAAUUCAGGAUCCAUAGCACUGUUUAAGGUCAUUUUAGAGUACGCUAUUCAAAAGCAUUGGAGGCGUUUUUGUAAGACCAAACCAGAAAAUCUUCAAAUGAAAAGACAAGCAUUGUCAUAACCUCUUCCUGUUUCGCUGAUCGGAGUGGGAAGAGAUUGGCUGUGUAAUUAGAGAGAGAGAGGAGGCGGAGAGAGAGAAUGGAGUCAAGAGGGAAAGGAGGAAGAGGAGAGGCGUGCGAGGAGGAGGAAUCUCCGAGAGGCGUGCUGGAGAUGAUGGGGGAGGCAGAUCGGGGGAGCAGCGGAUGCAGCACGUGCUCGGGGGAGAAGGCAACGGGGACGGGGACGGGGGCGGGGGCGGGGGCGGAGAGGCCGCCGUCGGGGAGGGAGGGGCAGAUGCCGCAGUGGAAGGGAGUGAUGGACGCGUUGAGGAUAAACUCAGUGAAGAGGCUGUCGGCGAUACCGUUGUUCGCGUCGACGUACAUGAUAUCUCGCAAGAGCCUCAGGAAGUUGGCGCGCAUCAGAAGCGCAGAAGACGCCAUAGAUCUUGUUUCUUUGGCCACCAAAUCCUCCUGGAAAACCUUCCAUUACUCCGACCUUGCCGCUGCCACCGACGAUUUCAGUCCUGAGAACUUGAUCGGGAAAGGCGGGCAUGCGGAGGUGUACAAAGGACGCUUACCAGACGGGCAAAUUGUGGCAGUAAAGAAGCUUGUGAACGAGGAAAAAGAUGACGCAGAUAACACUGGUGAUUUCUUGACGGAGCUUGGAAUCAUCGCCCACAUCAGCCAUCCUAAUGCUUGCCAAUUGAUUGGCUUCGGCAUCGACAAGGGCCUCUUCUUUGUCCUUCACUAUGCCGCUCAUGGCAGCCUUUCCUCACUUCUCUUCGGUUCCAAAAAGCUGGAGUGGAAUGUUAGGUUCAAGGUAGCCAUUGGAAUUGCAGAGGGACUGCAGUAUCUCCAUCAUGAAUGCCCAAGACGAAUCAUUCACAGAGACAUCAAGGCUUCCAACAUUUUGCUUAAUGAAAACUACGAACCUGAGAUUUCAGAUUUUGGAUUGGCAAAGUGGCUCCCGGAGAAGUGGGACCACCAUGUCGUGUUCCCCAUAGAAGGCACAUUUGGGUAUCUAGCUCCAGAAUAUUUCAUGCAUGGACUCGUGGAUGAAAAGACCGAUGUGUUCGCUUAUGGGGUUUUGUUACUGGAGAUCAUCACAGGUCGUAUGGCUGUUGAUUCUGACAGUAGGCAAAGUCUUGUGAUUUGGGCAAGGACUCUACUGGAUGCGAAAAACAUGAAGGAAUUAGCAGACCCUAGAUUAGAAGAUGAUUACGAUCCUAUAGAAAUGGAGCGUGCCAUGGUUACUGCUUCCAUGUGCGUACACCACUCAGCCGCCAAGCGUCCCCUCAUGAAUCGGGUAGUGCAGAUGCUGAAGGGGGAGGAAGGACCCAUUGAAGUAAAGCCACAAAAAUCCUUGGCCCCAAGAUCCCUCAUGUUGGAUGCCUGUGAUCUUGAAGAUUAUACUUGCUCCAAUUACUUGAAUGAUCUCAAUCGUCACAGGCAACUAAUCAUGGAGUGAUAUAUCCAUUGACGCUUCUUGUUUUUGAGCUCAUAAUUUACUGCCCCACGGAGGCUUAAGCUGUACAAUUUCCCUUUCUGGUCAGUGCAAAGUCACACAAGCUUGUAUCUUUCUCAAAACUCGCAAAGUUGAGCAGUUGCCAAGUCUGGCAAAACUGAAGUCUGUAGACGCAGCAACAAACUAGGGUGACGCUUCAGCUCGAAUAGUUGUUCCACAGGUAGAGUCUUCAGAUUUGCGAUAUCACAGUUGUUCAACUUUUGAAAAGCAUCAGAUCGAAGGACCGGUCCCCCACCUCCUGUAAUAUUGUUAUAGUUUGCUUCAUGUAUUAGGCUCAGGCCUCUCCUUUUACCCACCAAGAUGAAGCAGUAUAGCGGACUGCAUUGAGGCCCUCUCAGGCCGAAAUGCAUUGUAUAAAUCUUUACAUAAACAAGCAUUUCUUCCUUUUUUCAAUUUUUCUUUUUAA